CAUGCACAUACCUUGUUCCCUUUAUCUCAUACGUGCGUUUGUGAUUAUGCAUAUAGUGGUGCUCAUCCAGUCUAUGGUAGACUUAGACGGAUCAAAUCGGCCGUUUGAUAAGAUUUUGGUAGUCUUUUUGUUUAAAUUAUUGAAACAGCUGAAACUUUAAUCUCCAACUACCAACCGGUAUAAAUAGCCGCUAGUUCUUAGGGGAGUAUGUUGUAAUUAUCGAAAUGUCGUCUGGUUUAUUACGGUUAUUAGCGGCUCUGCUUCUUUGCUCCUUGGGCGCUACUGCCACCGACACAGUUGAUUGGUGGGAGUCCGCCACCCUUUAUCACAUUUAUCCGCGUUCAUUUAUGGACACCGAUGGCGAUGGUAUAGGCGAUUUGAAUGGCAUCACCUCACGGCUGGCAUAUUUUAAGGAAAUUGGUGUAACAGCAGCUUGGAUUUCUCCCAUAUAUGAUUCACCCAUGGCUGAUAUGGGCUAUGAUAUCGCGAAUUUUACGAAAAUCUAUCCGGUUUUCGGCACAAUGGAGGAUUUCGACAAUCUGUUGGCCAAGGCGCAUGAAUUGGAUUUGAAACUCAUAUUAGAUUUUGUGCCCAAUCAUUCGAGUGACGAGUGUGAGUGGUUUCAGAAGUCGAUACGUCGCGAAGAUGGCUAUGACGAUUUCUACAUGUGGGAUGAUGGCAAAAUUGACCCACAAACGGGCGAGCGUGUACCACCAAGUAAUUGGCGGGCGGUUUUCAGUGGUGCCGCAUGGACCUGGGUUGAAGAACGCCAACAGUACUAUUUGCAUCAGUUUCUCGCGAAGCAACCGGAUUUGAACUUCACUAAUACCUUGGUGCGUGAGCGUAUGAUGGAAGUGAUGAAAUUUUGGCUUGAUCGUGGUGUAGACGGCUUUCGCAUGGAUGCUACGAACUUUUUAGUUGAAAAGCGUUUCGAUAAUGGCACAUAUCCAGAUGAACCACUCUGGGCUACAGGGUAUGAAAGGUACAUAUAUACCCGUGAUCAAUGGGGGAGUACGGAAAUUAUAUACGAAUGGCGCGAAUAUCUAGAUGAAUAUCAGAGACUUAAUGGUGGAGAUACAAGAGCUAUGGUUAUUGAGUCAUAUUCUCCUGUCGAGGUUUUGAGCGGAUAUAUUUCUAAUGGUACUAAGGUCGGUGGUCAGUUGCCAAUGAAUUUUAAUUUCGUGUCACUGGAUGAAAACUCGAGUGCGGAGGACAUUGAAGCAGAAGUUAGCGAUUGGAUGGAUGUCAUAUGGACCCGACAUAAAAUGGCCAAUUGGGUAGCAAACAAUCAUGACAAUGGUCGCUUACCAACACGUAUGGGUCAGAGCAAAGUGGAUUCGAUGACUAUGAUAAUACAUGCAUUGCCCGGUACAUCGGUUACUUAUUACGGCGAAGAGAUCGGAAUGCCUGAUGGAGAAAUCGACUGCACUAAAGAGUGCGACUUUCGUGAUCCAGAGCGCACACCGAUGCAGUGGAACGGAUCGAAAAACGCCGGCUUCAGCACAGGCAACUCAACUUGGCUGCCCGUCAAUCCCAACUACAAAUAUUUAAAUGUACAAGUUCAACGAGGUGUUGCGCGUAGCAGCUUGCAGAUAUUCAAGGGCAUGACGGCGCUUAAGAAAACUGCUGCCUUUAAGGCGUUCAAGGAGGAGGGUGGCUUCUCUUAUGGCGCUCUGGCAAAGCAAGUUUUCCAGGUUGUGAGAACCGCGGUCGAUCGUGAGGAAUAUCGUGUGCUUGCCAAUUUAGGUAACCAAAUAGAAUAUUUUGAGGGUUUGACCAACAAAACAAUGGAGUACGUAUUGCUUAACUCUUAUUCACCACACAGAUACGGUGACAGGAUUGAUUUAAGCGGAAGAAUUUAUUUAAUGCCUUAUGAGGCGGUCGUCUUACGCUGGUCGGCAUAAAAUUAAGUACUUAUAAACUAUCAAUUUGGAUCACAGAUACUGUUGAUGUGUAGAUAUUAUAUAUCAUUAAAAGUGACCCCGACCAAUUGACAAAACACAUGAAGUAUCGCUGUAAUUUUGAUUGCUAUGAACUAUGAAACUUUUAAAAUUAAUUAAUAACAAUUAUGUUGUAUUAUUAAAUGUUAUUGAAUAAUUCAAUAAUAUGUAAAAAUAUUUUAUUUCCCAUGUCUUUGUUCCAUGAUAUUGAAAAUUGUAUCAGGGGGUGUUUCAGUUUGAAUUUCUAAAGUUCCUUAAAUUUUUUCUAGUUUUUAACAGUUUCUUUUUGUUAGUUUAUCCUCCAUUGAGAAAAAUAGUAACUUACAUUUAUUUUGAUGUAUUUCCUUAGAUAAUUUAUGUACUAAUAGCAUAUGACACUAUUAUGGGGUCGAACAACCAUGGAAUUGCAAUUUGUCGUCGACAUUUUCAUAUCCAUGGAUCAAAAAUUUAAUUUUAUUGUAUACAUAAAUACCUACAGACAUAUGUCUUUCUAUUAAAAUCAAUUUUCUUUCUGCUUUUAAUUAAAUUUUAACCCGACACUCCAAAUUUUAACAAGCCAGAAGCUCUUAACUAGCUUUAUUGAGCAAUGAGCCAAACGACAUUACGAAGGUUACCACUAUAGCGGCACAAAAAAUUUUUAAGCGACUACUGAGCGAUUAUCAAUUACACCGGCAAACACUCGAGAUUAUGAUUGGAGACUUAAAAGAGACCUUGCAAAAGCCAAAUAUUCAAGUUAAUCAAAAGUAAUUUGAUUCUUAAAAACAUUUGCUUUUGUGAUAAA
Bactrocera oleae (olive fruit fly) is the source of this 2721-nucleotide messenger RNA. RefSeq names its product maltase A2. The record is from RefSeq and is a predicted model, not a curated record. Gene Ontology annotation, biological process: carbohydrate metabolic process. Lineage: Eukaryota; Metazoa; Arthropoda; Insecta; Diptera; Tephritidae.